Fusarium redolens is the source of this 438-nucleotide messenger RNA. Its product is annotated as Mss4-like protein. The transcript is spliced from 2 exons. Bases 1 to 438 code for a protein of 145 amino acids. The record is from RefSeq and is a predicted model, not a curated record. NCBI's taxonomy places the organism in Eukaryota, Fungi, Ascomycota, Sordariomycetes, Hypocreales, Nectriaceae. Gene Ontology annotation, molecular function: peptide-methionine (R)-S-oxide reductase activity. Gene Ontology annotation, biological process: response to oxidative stress; protein repair.
AUGUCUUACCCUGAUCAACGUUCAAACGACGAGUGGCGAGCCGUCCUCAACAAGGAGCAAUUCCGUAUCCUGCGUGAGAAGGGUACCGAACCUCCUGGUUCUGGAAAGUUUGACAAGCAUUAUCCUGAGCAGGGUGUUUAUACCUGCGCUGGUUGUGAUGCACCACUUUAUAAGGCGAGCCACAAGUUCAGCUCUGGUUGCGGCUGGCCAGCCUACUUUGACAGCAUCCCUGGGGCCGUUGUCCGUCAUGAGGAUCGCGCUUUCGGUAUGGCACGAACAGAGAUUGUGUGUGCCAACUGCGGCGGUCACCUAGGACAUGUUUUCAAGGGCGAGGGCUUUGACACGCCCACUGAUGAGCGUCACUGUGUGAACAGCGUCAGUUUAAGCUUUUCACCCGAUGAUAAGACUGUCAAGGAUAAGCCUGAAAGCAAGGCUUGA